GACGCCAUUCUGGCCACACUAGUUACUUGCGCCUACCCUCCUGCGCCUCCAUGCGCACGCCCACUCUUCUGCCUUCCAUAUUCCAUCUUCACAAAGCUCUUAACUUCAGAUGAAUAUUUACUUCAAUUUUUAUUUCCUCUCUUUAACGUUUGUAAAAAAAUCUGGGUGACUUCAACGCAUUAGUAUAAAAUUAUCUAAGGAUCUUUGCCCGGGGCCAUCAUCGUAGCCACCCGUAAGGGCACCAUAGAGGGCGUGACGUCAGUUCAAGGACGCCUCGGGGGGUGGAGCAGCCCCAGCGAGGACGUUGUGCCUGGCACUCCAGCGACACCCGAGUAGUCAGACGCCAGCCACCAGCAGCCCCACACCUCUCACGGACGCACCACCACCACACCUCCCACGGACGCACCGCCAGCAUCACCACACCUCCCACGGACGCACCACCACCACCACACUAGAGGCACCGCCUCUCAAGCUUCUUCUUGUGUGUACAUGUGUGUGAGAGCAAGUGUGUGCUAGGAAAAGCAACAGUCAUGUGUACUUGCAGAAUUAUCGUGUGUGUUGCUAUAAUAACCAUUAGGUGUUAUUAAUCAGAUCUCUGGACACGUGUAAUCUUGAUAGUUCUCCCCGCCUGGAGAACUCUUCCAGAGAAACAGUUCUCUCUUGCAAUAUUAGAACCAGAACAAAUAUCGUUCUUUGAGAUUCAGUGAUUUUUUUUUUAGUGCGGUAUUGUGGAAAAAUAAUCAUGAUGGUCUGCGUAAGGACAGUGUCACUGGUGGCGAUUCUAGGAGCCGUCCUAGCCACCUCCUCCCAGCCCGAGGAUCUCCUAGCGCCCAGCAACGACAAUAUUAAGGAAGAGAUCCCGUCACAGGGAGAUGACAUCGUCUCGCGGUUCACCAGACAGGCUGAAAGAGACCCCUACAUCUUCAACCUGUUCGAGGUGCUACUGACUACGCUGGAGACGAAGCUUCGCCGGGUGGAAAACAUGGAUCGUGCGCUGGAGCGACUGGUGCGUCGUCUGGACACCGUGGAGACACGCCUAGCGAUCAACCUCAACACCACCACGCAGAUGGUUCACUUGCUGGAGACGCGACUGAUUGACCCGAGUUCGUUCAGACUUAGCAACACCGACAGCAGCACCGACGGCAGCAGCGGCAGGAGUUCGUCAGACGAGCGUUACAAUAUCAACAGUUUAAUGGAGCAGCGAUUGUAUCUGCUGACGGAGCAUGUGGCGAGGAUCGACACGAAGCUGUCGAGUGUACAGAAGGCGCUCGACACGAACAGCAUCGUCAUGCCUCAGGACGAGCUGGUGGCAGCUGCCUCGGAGAGUUACCGUGUUGGAGUUGAUGUGCCUCGCCUUCAGUCACUUGAGAAGACUCCGGCAUUAGGUCAGCUACAAGAAUCUAUAGAAUCCGUGCGUGAGUCAGUGACCUCAAUGGACCGGCGGCUGCAGUUCCACAUGGCUUACGUGUCCGGAGACCUGGAGCAACUAGCUGGCUCCGUCAGGAACAUUCACACUGCUAUACUGGAGGACCAGACUCCUACCUUCUCCACCACCACAGAGUCAAUCAGGAACGUGACAGGUCCGCCGCCACCUCGCACCAAGAUCGACUCCCUAGUGGACAGGAUGUCGCCCAUGGAGACUGUCUGGGAGAAAAUGGAAGAAGUGUGGGACGUAGUGGUGGGAACCAAAAGCUCUGUGGACGUGUUAGUGCCUAAGAGUGAGGCACUACUCAACACCAGCCAGCGGCAGGAGCGAGCCAUCUCUACCAUACAGUCAGACCUCACCGAGAAGGCCAACCGCAUCAUUCAAAAUCUGGACCAGGUGGAGCAGACGCUGAAGACCAUGCCCCGUGAGGGCUCCAUACAACGUGAUCACAUCAACCCUGUGACCCUACUGCAUCGCUCCACUCAAACCCACCAGGUACAAGACGACACCCCCGCCGACGACCCCCCGGGCGACCUUGUCGACCAGAGCUUCCUGACGGAGCACAACACGAGCGAGGUGAUGACCACAACAGAACGACCAGUUUCCCGCAGUGUUGUGGGACCCUCAGGUGUGGUGUUCCCUUCUGUGCAGAAGAAACCUGUCACUGUCAACACCACCUUCAUCAUCACUGAUCUGAACGAGCAAAACAUUAAGCAAGGCUUCUCGUGCAAUGAUAUGAGAGAUAAGGGCUUGGGGCAGAGCGGUACUUACUAUCUCAAGAUCCGCGGCACCACUUACUGGUUCCUCAAGGUCUUCUGUGACAUGGACACUGCUGGUGGUGGCUGGACGGUGAUCCAGAGGCGCGACGACUACGGUGAGCCUCGGGAGACCUUCAACCGCGAAUGGAACGACUACAAACACGGCUUCGGCAACCCUGAAGCCGAGUUCUGGCUGGGGAACGAGAACAUCUACAUGCUCACCAACACAGACAACUAUAUGCUCAGAGUAGAACUGGAGGACUUCGAUGGGAACAGAAGGUACGCCGAAUACUCCACCUUCAAGCUACACUCGGAGAAAGACAACUACAAGCUGGAGAUCGGUGGGUACUCGGGUAACGCAGGAGACUCCCUCAAUGACCCCUGGUACGGCUCCAACCUCAGCCCCUUCUCCACGGUCAACAGAGACAACGAUCGCUCCAGCCUAAACUGCGCCUCCAUGCUGAAGGGAGGAUGGUGGUGGCGCUCGUGCGGUCGAGGUCUUAAUGGUAUCUACCUCACCGACCCCAACGACCUUACUGCGAGACAAGGUAUCGUGUGGUUCCGGUGGAGGGGCUGGGACUAUACCUUGAAGAAGUCAGUCCUUAUGAUCAGGCCCAAGACGAAGGAGAGACAACCAACUUAAUUAUAGGGAUGCUGCUGCAAGAAUGUGGAGAGAACAAGUCAAGGGUAGAAGACAAUGUAGGGAACGUAAAGAGAAAAACGAAUCGUCCAUUUAACGUAGUCAAGAAAACUGCUGACCGAUAAACUUUUUUGCGGAAAAUUAAAGAAAAUGUAGAAGACUUUUGUAACUUCUCCAAAACAAAGGAGGUUGUAAGCAGAGACUCUUGGAGAAUUUCGUGAUUGCCAUGUCGUCUGCUCCAUCGAGUAAAACAAAAUACAAAAAAAAAUCUGCAAUAUGGUGAUGGCUGGUGCUGGUGACGUUGUCUGGCGACCUCGUGAAGACGAACAUAAUAACGUCAACAAUAUGAAGGAUGGACCUGCUCUCUCCAGUCACUUUUGCUAAGCAUUAAAAAUUUACUACGAGUACUUUAGGAAGAAAGCUAUGUAUAUAUUACGACGGUAGUAAAGUGCAAUACUAAGAUUCUGUCUAAAUACACUGUAUUAUUUUACGAUAGCUAAAGAAUAGUUAUAUAGUUUACUUCCGACUUUAUCAAGAUGAUUACUGGUUUUGGAUUAAGUGCUUUAAAGAACACUAAUGUAGUCCGGUCAACUGGACUUGCACAAGUUUGUGUUGCUUGCUUCUCUAUUGUCUAGGUUACUAUAAUUACUAGUGUAUCCAUGAGUUGGCGCUAAGUCCGUAGGAGUCAUAUAGCGCUUGAGAAAUGAGAAGCAAUCAGUUUCGAUCCAAGUAUGAGAGGGUAGCUACAAUUCCUUGAAUGGAGAGCUCUUUACCAACACAACAUCCCCAUUGACGCGUUUCUCGUCUGAGAAACAGUGGUCAGGAGAGUUGUAGAGGCGGCGUUACCUUGUAUAAAAAUUUAAUGGUUAUAAUCACAUACAUAAUUUUUAAUGGGGUGGAGAGGUAAGCCAGCGGAAGGACUCGGUCAGAUGACCAAAAACUCCAGCUGAGGGUCAUUAUAUGUCUAAGACCCGCGUCAGGAAACACUUAUCCUGCUUCCUGAGAAGUCUUAACCGAAACCUAACGUCUUCUGUUUAUAAAUAGAGAAGCAACAGUGUUGCUGGUGUGUCAAGUUGCAAGUGACUGGACUACGUAGUGUUGUGUCAAGUAUUACGGGACCUGUUCUGUUAUGUGUCUGUGUGUAUAGUCUCUUGCAUGUCUCUUUCUAUAAUAGUUUAGAUAGUGUUAGAUUUAUUUAUUUUUGGUAUCUCUCUACGAAAAUAUUACUUCGUGCGUCCUUGUUCAGCUACACCUACAUACACACACCUACACACACACACACCUACACACACCUACACACACAAACACUUGAACAGUCACACACUAUUGAGUGUGGUUCCUGUAUAUGUGUGAAUUGGUGUAUAUUUACUUAAAUAUACAUGCUGACAUGAUCAUUCUCUUUUUUUAUACAUAUGCGUCUGUACAACAUUAUUCAUGUAUGACUGUGCACUUGUGUAUGAGUUUGCAUUCCUGGUGUAUACAAGACCUAAGGUGUAUUUGUGAGAAUGAAUGUAUUUUUGUGUGUUUUGAGAAGAGUGGUUCCAGCCAGCGCUCUUCACGCCCUCCGCUACUGGUCACACAGGGAGAUAAGUCUUCCUCAUUUAUUUAAUAUAAAUAAAUUUAUAAAUAUAUAUAUAUAUAUAUAUUCUCACCUGUAUAUUUAUGCUUCUGUAGAGCAGCAGUGUAAGCUUUGUACAUGGAGCUUCUUAUGUUCAAUAAUUUUGUAAGUAUAGUUCCCUUCUGACGUUUUGUUAUCUACUCUCUAUAUUAUACACUGUAUAAUCUUCGCUCUACAUAUUACCUUCACUCUAUAUUACAUAAAGUGCGCUAAUAAAACGAGUAUAUUUUUUAGACACGCUUUUCCUUGUUAUAUUUUGUUUAGAAGAUGAAUGAAAAAUGAUAGGUUUGUUGUAGCAGAAAUCUGAGUGUUCUGCUCACUUAAGGAAUACAUUGGUACCACAAGAUGUUUGGGAAUGCUCUGAUCUGCUAACUUAAGAGGCUAUAAUGUAUUUUAGGGGCUCAAGCGAUGGCUGUUGAAAAUUAAUGAAAUACUAUUUCCCGGUAUUGGUGGGGGUUGAACGCAGUGCUGAGCAUCGACGUGUGUAUCUCCGUCACUCGUAGUCUAGCACAGUAGUCCCCGGCCUUUUAGUGUGAACGGAGCAAUUUGAAAAGCCCCAUUUUUUUAUUUUUUUUUUAUUUUUUUACGAAUAAUAGCAAUAUUUUGUAAAUGUUGACACUGCAGUGUGGAGGCUACAUAAUUUGAAUUCAUAAUUUCUUGUAAGGGCCGCAUCCAUUUCCUACAAGGGUCACGGGCGGUCCUCGGGCCCCAGGUUAGGGACCCCUGCUCUAAACUCAACCACGUUCUAAAGGAUUCGGCUAUAUGGCUGAGCAAUAUCAGCUAGCCGUGUUAACACUAAGUGUUGUAAGCAAGAUAUUGUCAUCAGGUCUUCGUAUGUAUGGUGUGUGUUCACUGUGUAACACAAGGUAGUGGAGGCAUUACCUACUGAUGUUCUGAGGAUCAUCGCCCCCUCGGCCCCUACCCAAAUCAGGCCUUUUAAUAAUGACUUGUUCAGUCAGGCUCUUCAUGUUGACUGCACGCAGUUCAAUGUAAGAAGCUCCACAACCUGACUGAUCAGGGAUUGGUGGGAGGAAUUUGUCAAGUUUCCUUUUAAAGACAAAUAUACUGGACUAUUGAUAAUUGUUUUCAACUGAUAAUUGUUAAAGGAAUUUUGGAAAGCCUGUGAGGAGCCCUGGUAGGACGACCAUUCACGCAUUACUAGGUGGUCAUAGUGACGGAGACCAUAGUGAGAAAAUAAUGGUGAUUGUAGUGGAGGUAAUUGUGGUGAGGGUGAUUGUAGUGAAGCAAAAUAUAGUGAGGGAGUGUAUGGAGUGUAGUGAGGGAGAUGGAGAAACAGUAACGUGAGAUAGUGAGGAAGAACGUAGUUUGGGAGGGUGUAGCAAGGGAGUGUGAUGUGUUGUGCUCAGGACUGGUACUAGGCUGCUGCAUACCUCACUGACAACAGAAGACUACUUACACUCAUCUUACUCAAAAGCCUGCAGCCUCACAUUCGUAAUAUUUUUGAGGGCCUUUUUCUUUGGCAUUAAACUAAAAUUUGAGGAUACUGUCGAUUUUCUUUCUCGAAGAGAAUCUUGUUUUUGAUAGUGUACAGUCCAUGUCCAUGUGCUAAAAUAUCCUCAGAUCCUUAGCCUGACGUCCUGCUUCUGCAUAAAAAAAUCCUGAAAGUUGACAUUAUAUUCGAGACUUUAUAUGGUGUCACUUGACAUUCAGUGUUGAAAAAAAAGAGCUUAUGGAGUCAAAAUGUGCUCAUGGUCUAGUGUGGCAAAUACAGGAAAAUGUCUUCACAUGUGUGUUACCGAAUAUUUUUUUAUACCUGGAGUGUUUCAUCAUUUUCUGUGUUUUUGCAAGUGCCUACUGGAAAACUAUAGUUAUCACCAAAGUUUGUCAUGCGAGCGCGACGCUGUCUCUGAUGACAGUAUAUAACUUGUAAUAAUAAAACAUUGAU
Molecule: messenger RNA, 6348 nt
Organism: Cherax quadricarinatus
Lineage: Eukaryota; Metazoa; Arthropoda; Malacostraca; Decapoda; Parastacidae
Source: RefSeq, a predicted model, not a curated record